AUGGUGAGAGGCUACGGAACGGAGACCGUGGACUUUGCGCGCGAGCAGGAUGCCUUCAUCGACCACCCGGUCGGUAGCAGUCGCUCGCGCUCCCGCAGCUCGUGGGGGGCGAUAGCGCUCGCUGCAGUUGUGGGGUUGGCUGGUAUGAGCUACGCAGUCACGAUGCACAAGUCGUUGGCAGCCCAGCAAGAAAUGAUCGCGAGGAUGCUGGACUCCAUGCACUCGGCCGUCGUGGUGGACGACAUGACCUGGGACAGCAAGAAGAAGAAGUUCAAGAAGGCCAAGAAGUUCCCGACCAAGUUUGCGGUCGACUUUGUCACUCCACUGAAGACGCAGGACGAGCGCGGCACGUGCUGGGACUUCGCUACUGUCGGCGUGCUGGAGAACAGCUAUCGCCAGCAGGGAAUCGCCCACGGGUGGCUGAAGGAGGACGAGUACAUGGCCAUCUCAGAGCAAGCGUACGGCGCGGAGGUGCUGCGACUGUGCGCGGGGCCUCCGGGCUCCCCGCAGCAAGUGGCGUGCUUGAUCCCGGACAACGGCAUCUGGAAGAACACGACGGAGGGAGGGGAUUCGACGCUGCUCAUGUACCUCAUGAACGGCCUGAAGGACAACAUCUACCCGCACUCGAUCUGCCCGUACUACCCUGACGAUGGCAACGACACUGUGUGCGCCGGCCUGACGCCCGAGAAGCGCAAGACCAACCCACUGAGUCUCAAGCUCAAGCGGAUGGAUACACUCAUGGAUGAGAUGUCGAUCAAGCGCGCGCUGGUGAAGCACCGCCAAGCCAUGUCAUUGACGACUGCGACGCCCUACACUACCCACUACUACCCGUGCAUCGGUGAAGUUGCUGGCCAAGAGCGAUGCGAUCCAGCGUCGACGUUGUGUACGUUGUGCCCUCCGGAGUUGGCGUUGACCACGUGCUGCGUCCCCAUCAACGGAGGAGAGAAUUACAACAUGAACGGCGAGUUCAUCACCAGCCACGUGAUGAACGUCGAAGGAGGGCACGUGAUGACGCUCGUGGGCUACAACGACCUGUUCCGCACCAAGCAGGGCUUCACUGGCGGCUUCAUCCUCAAGAACUCGUGGUUCGACGGCAUCCACCCCGCGCUCGGCCCCACGCACGCGCGAGGCAGCCACAGUCUCAAGUACUGGCUGCAGGAGAUCACCGAGUGGGAGGAGGCCAGCAUGUGCCCCAACAGCUACGACCCCGAGAACUGGUACCAGUGCGGCAACACGGCCGAGGUGAUCGACGCGAGGCGCCACGGCAAUGGCGACCCCGGCAUGAACAUCCCGUUGCCCAUUCGGCGAUCCAGCACCAUCGGAGGCGGCGUGGAGUCGUGUCUGUCGGAGGAGACGCAGCUCUACGCGAGAGUGAACCUGCAGCCGCUGCACUUGCGCUGCACGGACCCGAGCUUCUGCGUCGUGAGCGACGACUACACGUACUUCGUGCGCAACACGACGCAGUGGGGGGACCGCAUGCUGCGUAUGUGUCUGUUCGAGUACGACGCCAUGACGCGCAACUCGACGGAGCUGUGUCUGCCGCCGAUGCUGGCGCAGAAGAUCGCGUACGUGCUGUCGCCCGUGCCGGAGGAGGUGCGCGAGAACGACCCGGACGUGUGCGGCUUCUACUUCUACCCGUACGAGGUGCAGCAGCGCUACAAGACGCAGUUCGGCAACUUCUACGUCAACGACUUCGACAUCGAGUGGCACGCGCAGUCGUUCGCGGCCAACAAGGCGCAGUUCCCCGGCCUGGACUACAGCGACGUGGAGAAGUCGACACGCAAGCAGAACCAGUACGAGUUCGUGGGGCCCUUCCCAUUCGCGCGCAUCGUCGACAAGAAGGACCUGCCGAGCGUGAAAGAGGUGUGA
Messenger RNA from Phytophthora sojae, 1869 nucleotides. RefSeq lists its product as hypothetical. The transcript has 3 exons. Bases 1 to 1869 code for a protein of 622 amino acids. The record is from RefSeq and is a predicted model, not a curated record. NCBI's taxonomy places the organism in Eukaryota, Oomycota, Peronosporomycetes, Peronosporales, Peronosporaceae.